AUCUUUCUCAAAUUCCUAAUUCUGUUCUUAAUCCCUAAAUCCCCAAUUCCCGAUAGAACCCUAAUUCCAGGUUCUAUCAUUUGGUAUCAAAGCCUCGGGUUAUGGGAGGGUCUCGACAUGGAAGUUCAGGAAGAAGAACCGAGGACCCGAAGAUGGCUGGGGUUCUGAGAAGAAGAAAAAGUUGAAGUCGGAGGUCGGAGCGGAAAUCCAUGGAUGGCGCCAAGGAGGACAGGGGAAGGGUCGUCGAGUCAUCUCGUCGUCGUCACGAGGAGAGAGCGCGUCGCCGUGCCGCCAGCUGGGCGGUUGGUCGUCGAGUCGCGAAGAAGAGAGAGAGGCGGCGGAGAAGAGGAUCUUCCCGGCACCGUCAAACGCAGCAGAGGUGAGGUCAUAGAAGAGGUCGGGAGUGGACAAACUUCCCCGCCGAUGGAGGAGGGCAUUAUCGGUGAGGAAAGAAGUGGAGAAGAAGAAGAAGGGUUGUGGGCCAUCGAAGAAGAUAGCGCCGGAGAUAAGGCUAGAGGCAGGCCAGCGCCGCUUGUGGAGUACUCCGCAGCCGAUAAGGGAGCCGAAGGAGAAGCCACUGGAGAAGAAGGACGGAGCGAGCGGCGGGGAGUCUCCUCCCGCGGCCACGGAGAUGAAGGCAUUACGGAAGGAGGAGACUCGACGGGACGAGGCGGCGACGGGCCUGGCUGCGUCGCCAGAGCUGGAGAAGGAAUUGUCGGCGAUGGCGGGCGGCCCGGCGGGGAGAAAGAAGACGUAGGAGAGUGCUGGCGGCGGGACUCUCCAAUCAAACCCUAGGACGACGACCUGGGGUCGAGUGGCGAACCGGUCAGAUCAGCUGGGCCAAAUACCUGAGGCCGAGUGGUCCGAUGAACCGACCCUUGAAUCAAAAAAUGAAGUAAAGUGCAGGUCGAGGCAGGUUCCAUUGCUGGCGGGGUCGGGCCGAGCGCAAGGAGAAAAUGGUGGGCUGCGCAGAUAUGGAGCACGGGCUGGCACAUGUUGGGCUCAUAUGGGACUGGUCAAUCCAGUGGAAUAGGCUGAAGAUUGAGCGAACUGGGCCACGUUUGCAAGGAGUAAUUGAGCCCAAACUAGGUUGUGUUUUGAUGCAGGCGGACUUGGAAGAAAAGAAAAAGGGCCUUGAAGG
Molecule: messenger RNA, 1141 nt
Organism: Linum trigynum
Lineage: Eukaryota; Viridiplantae; Streptophyta; Magnoliopsida; Malpighiales; Linaceae
Source: the annotation of a GenBank genome assembly